AAACCAUUUCGAGAGUUGGGUUUAAAACGGUUUUGGUCAGCUGUAAGGUCGUCAAACAGCAGCUCAAGCUCCCAACAAGGGGGCGAUUCUCCAUUAGAGGAGACCAAACCGGGACCUAAUUGCUCCUUGCCACUCUUGCAGGUUUGGCCUAGUUCGGACUCUCCCCGAGGCGAAGCUGAUGGUCAAAGUUUCGUAUUUCCACCGUGUGCAGAAGAUGAAACAUCGCAAAAUUCAACUUGUUUCGAAAGUAAUACGCACAACGAUUCUGGAAUUGAAUCCACACAGGUUUCUCCUUCGCCAAUUGCUUGCACAUCUACAUCCCCUGUACACUCACCGACUCCAAGUAUGCGGAGACCCAGUAGCGCCCUCCUUCAUCCAGACCAUGCAAGAUUUCUCAGAAUGUACCCCAUAUCAUCCCCAGAACACACCAGCAUGGAGGACGUGUCCGAAAUUCCAAAUAACCACAUGCAGGUGACUUCGGGUUCUUCCUCUACUACGUCAUCGUUGACUUCAGUGGCGGCUGCUAAUCAUUCCAGAGCAAGUGAUUCGAGUGAAGGUAGAAGAAGAUCGUCUACAAUGACGGCUAGAUUGUUCCCUAACGACCCCAAAUCAGACUCAAGUUCCGAAACAGAUAGCAGCGUCGAUUUAGACGACACCAUUAUUGAAAAUAUUUUAAAUCAAACCCCUGACAUUAAUCUUGCUAAUUUAAAUAUUUCCGAAACAAAUACCCCUAACCCAAACAUGGCUAACGUCCUUAAACCCGAAUACCUUAAAAUGAUCCCAGAAUUUUCCGGAGAAUCCGAACUUUUACCACGAUUUAUUGAAAUUUGUGAAAAAAUAGUCACAAAAUUCUAUAAUGUCCAAGACCCAACAGAUUUUCAAAAUGAAUAUUUAAUGUCUAGUAUUUUAGCAAAAGUAACAGGCGAUGCCGCCAUCAAAAUUUCAUCUUGUUUAAUUACCAAUUGGGCAGAACUAAAAACUGCUCUACAUAAUACAUAUAGCGAUAAAAGAGAUGUUUUUAGUUUAGGUAUCGAAAUGACCGAACUGAAACAAGGAUUUAGAGAAUCAGUUUUCGAUUUUUAUAAUAAUAUUCUUACUUUACUUAAUUUACAAAUUGCUUACUUAACUAUCCAUCUUGAAAAUGCAAACGAAACUGCAGUUUUAACAGCAUAUUUAAGAAAAUACGCUCUGCGUGUUCUUUUAAGAGGUCUUCGCGAACCUAUAGGUUCACUUAUGCGUACCAAAAACCCUGCAGAUUUAAAUACCGCACUUAAUAUGCUAACUAACGAUUUUCAGUUAGAAAUAAAUAAUCAAAAUAGUAAAAAUCAUAUUUCGCAACCUAAAUCGAAAUUUAACAACUAUAAAGGAAAUUUGCAAAUGCACAAACAGCACCAAAUUUUCCCAAAACCAUUACCCUUAACGAAUUAUCCCCAUAAUUAUCAACCAAAACCAAGAAAUAUGAACACCCAAUCAAAUAAUACUAGUAACAAUUUUAGUAAUAGAAAUAACUUUAAUAAUAACAACAAUUAUCAAAACCAACCGGGUCCAAGUUAUAGAAAUGACGUUUUUAAUCCAAAUCCCAACGUAAGAGUGCCCAAACCAACCCCUAUGAGUAUCUCUACACCUAAUACUAAUAUGUCACAGGGUAGGCAAAAUUUUACAACUAAUAAUUUUAAUAAUCAAAACAGAUCUUCGCCAAAUGUUCAAAUAGAGGAACUGUACUCUCUCUUCGACGCCCUGGACCUUGAAUACGCUCUCCUUCGAGCAGCAGCGCGGGGCAGCGUCGGUCCCUACUCCCUGAGCGAAAGCCUCCACAAGCUCACCUUCACGCAAAGCUUGGCUUUUCCAGCCUUGGCGCGCGGCCUGGCCGGCAAACGCAGAAGAUCGCAGACAAACAACACCAGCAGACCCAUCGACCCAUCGGAAAGCGGACUAAACAUUUUCGCGAAAGUCGUUACGGCCCUCGUUUUAGUGCUGGUGAGCGUUUUAGUGUUCGCGGUGGUCUACAAGUUUGUGAAAACGUGAGGGUUGCUUCUAGCUCCAGGCGGGGCUAGAAUAAACAGAUUUAUCGUCGGCAGGAAUUCUAGUAUGCAUAAAAAUCCCGGUGAUAUAACAUGAUGUGUUUCUGGGGGAUUUCUUGUAAUGGAAUUGAUUUCCAUUAGAUAGGGUAUAAUAAUUAAUAUAUUAAUUAUAAGGUAUUUUUAUACUUAAGUCAGCAAGUCAAAACGUUUUCA
Molecule: messenger RNA, 2234 nt
Organism: Brassicogethes aeneus
Lineage: Eukaryota; Metazoa; Arthropoda; Insecta; Coleoptera; Nitidulidae
Source: the annotation of a GenBank genome assembly